AUGGAAAGGGAAGAUGUUCAUUACAGAGGAGUUCGGCGCCGCCCUUGGGGUAAAUUUGCGGCGGAAAUACGAGACCCAUCCAGGCGUGGUGCACGUCUAUGGCUUGGAACCUUUGAUACGGCGAAGGAUGCAGCAGAUGCUUAUGAUCAAGCUGCGUUUGCUUUAAGGGGUCAUCUCGCCAUCCUUAACUUUCCCAAUCAACAUUACUCUCACUCCUCUUAUACCUCCUCGUCCUCGUCUUCUUCUUCUGCUUCUCCCAGUGGAGGGGAGGUUGAGAAGCCAAGUUUAUCAACUAGAGCCGGAAGAGAAAGAGAGGUCAUUGAGUUUGAGUAUCUGGACAAUAAGGUUCUGGAGGAGCUCCUGGAGGAUACCACUAACACGACCAAGCGCAUGAAAUACUAA
This is a messenger RNA of Macadamia integrifolia, 402 nucleotides long. Its product is annotated as ethylene-responsive transcription factor ERF098-like. The transcript has a single exon. Gene Ontology annotation, molecular function: DNA binding; DNA-binding transcription factor activity. The record is from RefSeq and is a predicted model, not a curated record. The coding region runs from base 1 to 402 and encodes 133 amino acids. Lineage: Eukaryota; Viridiplantae; Streptophyta; Magnoliopsida; Proteales; Proteaceae. Gene Ontology annotation, biological process: ethylene-activated signaling pathway; regulation of DNA-templated transcription.